This is a messenger RNA of Cuscuta campestris, 913 nucleotides long. Lineage: Eukaryota; Viridiplantae; Streptophyta; Magnoliopsida; Solanales; Convolvulaceae. The record is from the annotation of a GenBank genome assembly.
CAUUCAGUCUUUUGGGUGAUGACUUGUGCUUAAGUAUGAUGUAUUGCUAAGUGCAAUAUAAGAAUACCAAACUGCACGGAAGCACAAAUACAUUCAUCUUCUGAUGCGUCUUCUAUUUGUGGUCGACUAAGAUUUCAAGCAUAGAACACAGUCUACGUUUUUUAAAACAAAAGUAAAAUUCAAAAUAAAAAAAGGAUGAUUGAUUAUAGUAAAUAAAAGAAUGAUCAAAACAAAAAGAGUUUCAUACCCUCUACUUAUGGUAUAAGGUAGAUUCAUAGUAUGGUUGCUGUGGAAGGGCAGAUUGAAAAUGAAGGAUAGGGUUAGCAAGUAUAUGAAUAUCAACACGAACUGUGAACUAUGUGGUAGAGAGACAGAAACGGCAGAGCACCUUUUCUGGCAAUGUGAGGAAUCUAAAUCUUUGGCUGCUUUAGUGAUGAAGGACUUCAAUAUGCAAAGCUAUGAGGGAUCUGUUGAAGGUUUUGGGAGGGCAGUGCAUAAGAUACCAGGAGGGAAACAAAGGAAAAAGUGGAUUGCUGUAUGGGCUACUUGUGUUUAUCAAAUCUGGAGGUGGAGGAAUGCCAAAAUGCACCAGNCAACACGAACUGUGAACUAUGUGGUAGAGAGACAGAAACGGCAGAGCACCUUUUCUGGCAAUGUGAGGAAUCUAAAUCUUUGGCUGCUUUAGUGAUGAAGGACUUCAAUAUGCAAAGCUAUGAGGGAUCUGUUGAAGGUUUUGGGAGGGCAGUGCAUAAGAUACCAGGAGGGAAACAAAGGAAAAAGUGGAUUGCUGUAUGGGCUACUUGUGUUUAUCAAAUCUGGAGGUGGAGAAAUGCCAAAAUGCACCAGCAAAGAGGAGAUGCUGGGAUGCCUACUCAACAAGCUAUAGCUUAUAUAAGAAACUACUUAGAAUAUA